Phycomyces blakesleeanus NRRL 1555(-) is the source of this 1434-nucleotide messenger RNA. RefSeq lists its product as hypothetical. Lineage: Eukaryota; Fungi; Mucoromycota; Mucoromycetes; Mucorales; Phycomycetaceae. Gene Ontology annotation, biological process: protein phosphorylation. The transcript is spliced from 3 exons. Bases 1 to 1434 code for a protein of 477 amino acids. Gene Ontology annotation, molecular function: ATP binding; protein kinase activity. The record is from RefSeq and is a predicted model, not a curated record.
AUGAAUCAUGCGUCUCUCAACAGGCUGCAUCCUGAUCACCAUUACCAGGAAGAAAUCGUAAAAACCGAUCUUGUCAGCCAAACAAUUCAAGACAUUCACAAUCUCAUUGCGGCUUAUCCUCUUGAAUUCCAUGUGCCCUUUCUAACGGCAUUUGCUCAACCAUGCACUGUGCACACUGCAAUCCUCGAUCUUUAUAGUAUCACUCUUGAAAAAUACUCGUUACGAGACAUUCACUUCGAUACCCACUGGCAUUGGCAUAUUGCAUGGCGACAGGCACUUUCAUACGAAAAUCUUCUUGUACUUGGUGACAAUAAUGUCUCUCGUGUGGUUGAAUCUUUUCAUCCAAAAAGUCACAAGGCGAUUGAAGCUAUUUACAAACAUGAACUGGCACGCUACAUGCGAUGGUAUCCCUGGAAGUGGUUCUCUAAUCUAGUAUUUAUUGGUGCAGGCGGGUUUUCAGCUGUAUAUGAAGCCGAGGUUGGACUUCCUUACGACGUUAGUGUGGGAAUAUCUGAUGAUGGCCGUGGCUAUGCUCAGGGUACACAUAUCCGACCUGUUGUGCUCAAGGUCGUGGAUGAAAAGGUUUUGAAUGAGAUUGUAGUACAAUCAAGGGCAUUUUUGGCUCUAUUGUUUCAUGGAUUGACGGUGUGUGAGAGCACAGGCGAUUUGAUGAUGGUGGGAACAUUAGCGGAACAGGGGAACCUAGAGAACUUUAUCGGACGACCUAUUCCAUUCAGUAUGCCAGCAGUAUUGUACGCAGUAACACGUUUAGCAGUGAACAUGGCAAGUCUCCACGAUGAGAUUAAAAUGUGCCAUCGUAAUGUACACCCUCGCAAUGUACUAUGCGGAGACGACUAUCAUCUAGUUGACUAUCGAUUCUCAACAGCUUCAAAUGAAGCUACAAAAGUCACCCAACAGGCCAUGGUGCAUUAUGGACGAAUACCAUACAUAGCACCUGAAGUCAGACAAGGAAUUUACACAGAAAAAUCUGAUGUCUAUAGUUUGGGAAUCAUGAUGUGGCAAUUGAUUUCAGGCAUCAAUUUUCCCGACCCCGAAAUCCUCCUAAGUAAUACGAAUGUCUACAGGAUUGAGCGGAUUCCUGGUGUACCUCGCUGGUACCAAGAUCUAAUUAUUGCCUGUCUUGAACCUCAUCCUAAUAACAGACCCACCUCUGAAGAAGUAGGAAACAUUACCAGGCGGUUUGCAGAUAGUGAAUCUGAUGCUCGUAUUAGCCCUGAGUGGAUGGCCUAUGUCGUACGCCGAAGAGACGAAAUUAAAAGAUCUCACCAGGGUGUAGCUAAAAACCAGGCUUCUGUACCUGUCUCUCGUGUAUAUCCCCUUAGACAACUACAAAAUCCUUUACCUAUUCACUCCUCUUUUCUUAAUCGCCCUCUCGAUAUGGCUUCCUUCUCAGCUCUUUCCAGCCUCACUUAA